AUGGUCAUGGAAGUCGACGAACCGGCAGUGGCAGCGACCACGUCGCAAAAUGAGCAAUCGGAGGAGCAACAGCAUCCGAACGACUUUGACAUGGACACCUCCGAAGGCCCCAUCGAACCCGAUGAAACAUUUGAGCCGGUAGAUCAAAUUCACUGGAAAUUCAACCAGGUGAAGGGAAACAUAGACGCCGAUGUUCACACGGAUGGUAUGCAUAUCUACCAGGAAAAUUUUUACCGAUUCGAAAUUAAUUACAGCCGACGUCAUCUCUUGCGUCGAAUUUUCACACGACGGCGAGUACUUGGCAACUGGAGACAAGGGAGGGCGUGUUGUCAUAUUCCAGAGGGAUCAGAGCGUUAGUUUAUACUUUGAGACGGGUGAAUAUCAUUAGAAAUACGAAUAUUUCAGGGGAAGUACGUGAAAGGAGUUCGAUCAAGGGAGUACAACGUCUACUCGACAUUCCAAUCGCAUGAACCCGAGUUCGAUUACCUUAAAUCUUUGGAGAUUGAUGAGAAGAUCAAUCAAAUUCGUUGGCUGAAAAAGAAGAAUGCGGCCAAUUUCAUACUCUCCACCAAUGAUAAGACGAUAAAAUUGUGGAAAAUCAGCGAGAGAGAGCGUAAAAUUGCCGACGACGCCUGGAAUCUUCCCCGAACGAACAGAAUCAAGUGAGCGAGCGAGUCUUUUUGAUUCAUGCAUCAAAGCAAUCUGUUAUUCUUUUCAGCACCUCCUCUUUCCGCGGUCGCCUGCAAAUCCCCUCUAUUGUGCCCAUGGAGUUGAUAGUGGAAGCGAGUCCGCGGCGAGUUUAUGGCAAUGCACACACAUAUCACGUCAAUAGCAUUACUGUGAACUCUGAUCAGGUGAGAACUAAGACGAUCGGACUCUCAAUUGCAUAGUUUACCACUCUUGCAGGAAACAUUCCUUUCUGCCGAUGAUCUACGAGUCAACCUUUGGAAUCUGGAGAUUACCAACGAGUCUUUCAGUAAGUUUUCUCUAUUUUUAACGUUUUUUUUAUUCAAUCAUUUUCAGAUAUUGUCGACAUAAAGCCAACCAAUAUGGAGGAGCUGACCGAAGUGAUCACUGCCGCUGAAUUCCAUCCGACACAAUGCAACUGGUUUGUCUACUCGUCGUCGAAGGGAUCCAUCCGAUUGUGUGAUAUGCGAGAUCGCGCGCUUUGUGAUGCCUACGCCAAGAGUGAGUUGAACACGGCGCUCUUGAUUAUUUUAAAAAUCCUUUCGUUUUCAGUUUUCGAAGAGCCGGAAGAUCCGCAGUCCAGGUCGUUCUUCUCGGAAAUUAUCGCCUCUGUGAGCGACGUGAAGUUCUCGCACAACGGACGAUAUUUGCUGACCAGAGACUACCUGACUGUGAAAGUAAGAAUCAAAUUUAACUGAAAGUAUUUCUAGUCGUUGCGUGUUCAGGUUUGGGAUUUGAACAUGGAGUCACAACCUGUCGAAACGUACCCAGUGCACAAUUAUUUACGAACGAAAUUGUGCGCACUCUACGAAAACGAUUCUAUAUUCGACAAGUUCGAAUGCGAUUGGAGUGGAGAUGACAAGUAAGUCUACUGCUUUUUUCCCUCCGACAUCUAAACAUUAUUGUUCCAGGCACAUUCUCACCGGUUCCUAUCACAAUCUAUUCCGCUCGUACGCGCGAGGUAAUCAAGCCCCAGAUGCGAAGACGUGGGAAGCUAGGCCACAAGAGCCACACUCGCAACUUCGAUCACGAUUUGUGGUGCCGUCGGCGAAACGGAAGAGGAAUAAUCUGUCGUCGACCGGUGAAACGGUGGGCUCUUCCGCACCAGAACGCUCUAUUGAAUGCAACUUUACAGACCGAAGAGGAUCUGUCGUCGGAUCAGUUGCAGUUUAAUCGCAAGAUACUGCACACGGCGUGGCACCCGAAGGACAACAUCAUCGCCCUGGCCGCCACCAACAACCUCUACAUUUUCUCGGAUGUCUAA
This is a messenger RNA of Caenorhabditis sp. 36 PRJEB53466, 1951 nucleotides long. Lineage: Eukaryota; Metazoa; Nematoda; Chromadorea; Rhabditida; Rhabditidae. The record is from the annotation of a GenBank genome assembly.